CAAUAUUGUUCGCGAGAGCGGUAUAAAAAGGAAAUUCAAUCCUGUGCAGAAAGUAUGGUACUCACACUGUUUGUGGGAAGAAAGUAAUUCCGUUGUCAUCAUCUGCCGUUAGUUUUGACUGUGAAGAUAUAAUGGAGUCUGCAAGGAAAUUAUUGCGAAGUGCUAGCCGGCGAAUUCGUCGAGUUUCCAGAAAUGUUGAGGAAACAGAUUUAGGGGGGUCCUCGCCGAAGGAGGUGGACCCCAAAGCAGAGGCAUCGACGUCCAUGGUGACCACGGCUGAGUGUCCACUGGAGGCCGGUGAGCUUGCAGCUGCUGCUGUCAAACUGAGUGAUUUGGAUAGCUCAACUGAGGAAGUACGGGGCUCUGGUGAUGGAAAUGAAAAACAGGAUUUUAUUGAUCAGCUUUUUAUCAAACAACGCAGGGAGCUGAACCAUGAACUAAGACAGAUUCAGAACAGUCAUCGCCCAGUAAGCAAGGGUGAUCAGAGACGAAACAUUGAUCGCUUCCUCCGACAACAUCUCCAUGGCGAAGUGUCGGACAGCACCAGUGAGGGUUCCAACGAGGGUACCAACCAGUCUCCAAGACGGAGGAGGCGGAAUGGUAUCGUUAUGCAGGAGCUGGAAGGGUUGUCACGGCAACAGUCUGUCACCCAGCGUCUCCGUUGCCCGACAUUUCGUCGUGAUCUUGAGAACAUGGUUCGCGGCGUUGUCGUAAGACAGGAGAGGGAGGUUGAGGCUGCUCUGAGGUUGCGUACAGCUGGUCUCCCUGGAAACAGGCCCCUCCCUCUUGCUGGUGAAGCAGGUGGAGUUGAUACCAGGAGUUCUAUCAGUGCGGUAUCGUCAGUCUCCAGUGGACAGUCUCUCCUUCCAUCAGUAUCCAUGUUAGGAUUGAAUGGUAUUCCGGCUGCACCACCUCUUCCUCCAUUUCCUGGCCAGCAUCACAUUCCAGCCCCGCCCCCACCCCCAUCACAGCAACCCCAGCAACAUCAUCAACCACAGAAUGCUACCAUUCCACCACCACCACCACCUCAACCACAACAAGCCAACAGAUGGCCCAUGCCUACUGCACCUUGGUUGGUACAAAACAGUGUGAGUGGAACCCAGGGAACUCCCAGUCGGACCCAGGUCCUACAGCAGGUCCAGAGAGAGGCUGUGGUCUCCGAGAUCAGUGAGUUAGUCCAUCGUCAGCUGGUCCAAGAGACCCUAGAAAGUGAUUUCAGAGGACGCUUAGAAUUCUUGAUGAGGAAUCGUUUGGAAACCAUUGGACCUGAGUCUGGCGAACGGGUGAUGAACUAUCUCAACACAAUCCCACAGAGUCAACAUAUCAGACGAAAUGAUUUCACUCAUCUCGGAAUUCACUCUCCUUCUACUCAGAGGGAUGAUGGACCAUCCGGAGCCGUUGGGGGCGCUACAGUACCUGCUGCAUUCAUCCAUGAGAUGGAUAGUUUGAAAUCCAAGAUGUCUGAACUCCAUGAGAUGGUUAGGAUGAGCAUGGAGAUGCAGCUUGAUCUUCAAAGAGCCAUCAGACAGGAGGUGGCUGCGGCACUUCAUCAACAGAAUGGUACUGCUGCUUCUCCUGCUGCCCCUGUCUCGGAGCCAGCCUCUGAGGGUAACUGCAUCAUCUGCCUUGAUAAAGAAGUGGAUGCAGUGCUCUACCAGUGUGGUCAUAUGUGUGUUUGCCUGACGUGUGGCCUUCGUCUCUCAACCAUGGGUUCGCACUGUCCAAUGUGCAGGGCACCUAUAAGGGAUGUCAUCAGAGCUUACCGUUGUCAACGAACCUAGAGGUCUUUGUCAUCAGGGUAUGCCAUUGUCAAUGAUUCAAGAGGUCUUUGCCAUCUGACAGACUCUCAGCCUCCCUGCAGGAUCUUCUGAUAUUGAAAUGGUUGCCUUUACCUGAAGCAUUGAUAGUAGUUGCCUUUUACAAACCAUGCAAUUUGCAAUAUAUAAAUGUUUUCCUGUAAUGCAUUCAAGCAUUCAUCCUCAUCUAGUCCCAUUGCUCCAAGCAGUGUUAUGGCUGAUGUGAUCAUUGUCUUUUACCAUAAACCCUUAUUCUAACCACUCCAUAGUUAAAGACAGUAUUCUUGACAACAUGAAACAAAGUUCUUUACAGUAUAUCCACAUCCUUUCCUUUUCCUUACCCCAGUAUCUUCAACAAUCCCCAUCAUCUUUUACGAUGAACCUUGUUUUAAAAUGCAGAAUGUCUAUUUCUUGACCUCAUUCCAAAAAGAGGUUCAUUGUUUAUCCCUACCCAUUCCUUCCAGCACCAUCUUCUACUCCCCCCUGCCUCUCAUCACAUUGACAGCAUGCAUUUACUUUGAACAAUGGAGUGUAAGACAUUCUCUCAUUUGUUCUUGAUUCAUGUCAACCUUUGUUUCUUAGCAAAUAAUCUUAAAUUCAUUAAUAAAGAUAAUGGUAUGCAAUGGCCUAUGAAUACAGAAAACAAUCUAAUCCAAGUAAAUCUUCCAUUCUUGAACCUCAUUUGCAUAAUGGACACCUAUUUACAGGAAUUUUAUGACACAUUUCACCCAAAAUGCAAGAUGAUGAAUUUCUAUUUUUGUAUUUGUUUGAUAUGAACUUCAGACUGAUUUUUUUUUUUGCAAUAUUUGAUACAAAAUUUAGGAAGGUAUGUAUAUUCAUUCAAUAAUGGGAUGUUAUUUUGUCAUUAAUUUCAAUUUUAUGCUGAACUUCUUUUGCAAUAUUUGAUAGAGAAUAUUAUCAAACCAUAUGUAUGUGGCAUUUACUGUAUAUACAUAAGAGAAUUAUGUUUGGAAUUGAAAUUCAUUUUGAAUUGUUGUCCAUAUACAUAUUUUUUAAAGACCAAACUUAUCUCAAGUAUUCAACUUUUCAUUUCUUUCAUAGAAAUAUAUCUCGUAAUGUUUAAUAUUGUAUGCAUAAAUCUACAGAAAGCAAACAUGUCUUUAUGUUAAGAGGGGUUUUGACAUAAAGUUUUGAUUGUUAAGUAAGAAAAUUGCUUAUGUUUGUUGAACGAUUCUUUUAAAAGGAUAUGUGAUAAUGCUAUGUAAUUACUUAUACAGUUUUACUCAAUACCUGCAAUAUUAAUGUGAUAAAUAUUAUUUAGAUUUGGGCAUUAAAUGUAUUUUAGUUGAAAUUUGUAUAUGUAAAUGAAUAUAUUGUAUUGUAUAUUGUAUUAUAUUGAAAAUAGUUUCAUUGCACUAAAAACAUUUCAUUUUCUUACAUAAGAUAUAUGUUCAUUAAUUAGUCAAUUAUAUCCAAGUUUUCAUUGAUCUGAACAUAUUAGAUAUUUUGCUUUUACAAUAUAUUCCUCAAGAACCUGUAUUUCAGAAAAUUAUAUGAUGUAAAUGGGUGAUCAUCCAGAAAAUAAUGGCAUAUGAUAUACACCCGGCCAACUAUAUUUGUAUGAAAGUAUAAUAAAAUACCUAAUUCCAAACU
Lytechinus variegatus (green sea urchin) is the source of this 3410-nucleotide messenger RNA. RefSeq lists its product as uncharacterized. Bases 132 to 1781 code for a protein of 549 amino acids. The transcript has 7 exons. The record is from RefSeq and is a predicted model, not a curated record. NCBI's taxonomy places the organism in Eukaryota, Metazoa, Echinodermata, Echinoidea, Temnopleuroida, Toxopneustidae.